AUAUUCCCCAUAUGCUAUAUCCCCAUCCCUCACCCAAGCAAGAAAAAUACUACACAAUAAGAAAGAACAUCAAAAAAUAUGAUGAAUGUUGUAAUUGUGGCCAUUUUGGCUUUGGCAACCACCCUUGUUUCAGCUUAUGACCCCAGUCCAUUGCAAGACUUCUGUGUUGCAAUUAACAACACCGAUUCCGCUGUAUUUGUGAAUGGAAAAUUUUGCAAGGAUCCAGCAACUGUCACAGCCAACGAUUUUUUCUUUCCUGGACUCAAUAUUCCUACAAACACAGCUGCAAGUAAACUUGGAUUGGGGGUCAAUCUUGUGAACGUCGAUAAAUUACCAGGUCUCAACACUCUAGGCAUAUCUUUGGCUCGUGUUGACUUUGCACCAUAUGGCCUCAGUCCUCCUCACACUCACCCUCGCGGCACUGAGCUUUUGGUAGUCAUGGAGGGUACUCUCUUGGUUGGAUUUGUCACAUCCAACCCAAACAAACUCUUCACCAAAGUUCUAAACAAGGGAGACGUCUUUGUAUUCCCAAUUGGUCUUAUUCACUUCCAAUUCAACAUAGGGCAAACCAAUGCUAUUGCCUUUGUUGGUUUCAACAGUCAAAAUCCUGGGUUGAUCACCAUAGCAAACGCAGUUUUUGGGUCUAAUCCUCCAAUCAAUCCUGAUGUUCUUACCAAGGCCUUCCAGUUGGACAAGAAUGUAGUUGAUUAUCUUCAAAAACAAUUCUAAGUCAACUACAAUUUAAGAAAAUAUUUGUAAUAGGAAUAAUUAACCACUAUAUAGUUUGAAUAAAGUUUACAUUGUUUGCUUGAUGUAAUGCCAUAGAAAUAAUUAUUUUUCAAAUAAAAUGAUUUGUUAUUUUUAUUUUA
Molecule: messenger RNA, 869 nt
Organism: Quercus robur (English oak)
Lineage: Eukaryota; Viridiplantae; Streptophyta; Magnoliopsida; Fagales; Fagaceae
Product: germin-like protein subfamily 1 member 7
Exons: 2
Coding region: 79-729 (216 amino acids)
Cellular component (GO): cell wall
Molecular function (GO): manganese ion binding
Source: RefSeq, a predicted model, not a curated record